Fonsecaea multimorphosa CBS 102226 is the source of this 8061-nucleotide messenger RNA. RefSeq lists its product as uncharacterized. Lineage: Eukaryota; Fungi; Ascomycota; Eurotiomycetes; Chaetothyriales; Herpotrichiellaceae. Gene Ontology annotation, biological process: cellular response to amino acid starvation; regulation of translation. The coding region runs from base 1 to 8061 and encodes 2686 amino acids. The transcript has 2 exons. The record is from RefSeq and is a predicted model, not a curated record. Gene Ontology annotation, cellular component: cytosol. Gene Ontology annotation, molecular function: protein kinase regulator activity.
AUGGGGGACAGCGCAGAAGAUGGCUCCCUCGAACCUCGGGAUGCCUGGCUUGCCGCUCUCCGAAGCAGUUCGACAAAUCUUCGCAUUGAAGCACUGCGGAAAUUGCAGCAAAGUAUCCAAACGGCAGAUGAGACAGCCUCUAAAGAACUGUUGGUCGUGUUACCCGCUCUCCUCGCGACGUAUCCACGAUACCUAGAUCGAAAGUCUCGCCGAGCAGUACAGUCAUGCCUCCGAGCAUAUCUCAAAACGCCCUCUUCUGCCGAAGUUGCCUAUCCUGCCAUCACAAAAUUCCUACUACAAGAGAGCCAAAAAGCGGUCAUAGCCCCCGGAAAUGCAUUCGUUCUGCUUGAGUGGUGCUGUUUGUUCCAACAAGAAAUCCUGCUCAAUGAGAAGUCAUUCGAACAGUGCUUUGGGAAAAUAUGCUCGGCUGCUGCCCGCCUCCUGGACAAAUGUGAAGAUAAAUCUGUCCGUGGGGGAGUCCAGGAGUCGGCCUUGACAAUCGCCAGAAGGGGGUUGCGCGAUGCGUUCAAGACGACCCAGCGUGGAGAAAGAGCCCUGCAACUCGUCCUACACGAUACUGUGAGUUCCUCCGACGCAAAUGCUAGCUAUGCUCCUUACGUCGGUGUAAUUGCCGGAGUCAGUGCUCGCAUACCAGAGAGAAGAGAAGAUUUUCAACGUUCAAAGACGCAGAUUCUUGACUUCUAUGUCAAGUCCGUCAUAGGCUCAAAAUCCCCUGUGCCAUACCAGCAGUCCAUGGGUCUCAAAGAUUUCUUCCUCGACUUCGUCACCGCUCAGGACGUCGGUGAAGUCUUGGUUCCAGCAAUUGAGAAGGCCAUUCUAAGAUCUCCUGAAGCUGUCCUUCAAGGCCCCAUCGAGGCGCUGGCAUCAUGUCUGCCAUUGACACUUGACAUUUCAAGCUUCGUCCAUGGGAAGCUUGUGAAACCGCUAUUAUCAGCCAUGAACUCCACCAAUGCCAUUAUUCGCGAUGGUGCAGGUAAGGCUCUGUCGAGCCUUGUCGGCAGAGGAGGCUCCCCAGAGAUGCUGCAGAAGAUUUCUGGGGAACUGGGAUCCGCAAUGAAAUCUUCCAAGGCGGGAAGCUUUGAACUGCGUGGUAUUUUGGCCGAUGUUCAGUCAAUGAUUGCUCCUGAAUUGACGACUUCUUCUGUCAUUGUUGAAUCUAUCGUCCCUGUGGCUUCCAAGGAGGCCAACGAGGGUGCACUAAGGAAAGAAGUUGCUGCGUUAGCAACACAUCUGCCGCUUGUUGUUACAACCUCGUCAAUUAGCAAGACGCUUUCGGACUCAAUUCUCAAAGGCUGCGCUGAUAAGAAACUUCCUUUUCGCAAAUUAUGGAUUCUAUGUCUUGCAAACGUCCUCAAACGCCUCAAAGAGGUUCCCACCAAACAAGCGUCACGAGAAUUUGUCAAGUCGGCUUUGAAAACCUUACAAGACGCGCACGACGAGGUCACCCUCAAUCCCCUUCCAGCGACCCAGAAUGGUUUUGUCGCUGCGGGUUUUGGCCUUCCUGCGCUGCUUGACGCACCGAUAUUGAGGACGGAUGAGUAUAAAUCAGCCAUGUAUGAUGAACAAAGCAAGCAAUGUCUGGCUGUUCAACCGAAACUGUCCUUCCUUCUGAAUUCAAAGGUCUAUACACGACUCUUAUCUGCAGACGAUUGCCAGUGGGCGCUGUAUGCCUUGACUAACCUGACACAACAUCUCGAUCAAGCUUCAGAAGAAGCAAAAACAGCAUGGGCAAGAGCAGUGUUGCACCUCUUGCUCACCCCUGAAGUUGACUCCCGCGUGCGGAAGGAAACUGGUGUUGCGUUAUCACAGGCCUACUCGAAACAACCAGCUUCGGUCGGCCACAGCAUUGUGCUUGGUAUCUGGGACGUCCUUCGAUCCCGCGCCCUGGAGUUGACUAAGAUGGCCGAAGAUUCUUUGAACGACAAUCGUUUGCUUCAGGCAGUGAAGUGCAUAAGCAUGCCGAAGGACCGGCUGGAGAAUAUGACUCCGGAAGCGGCAAUUGAGGUGCUGCAGAAACAAGCCAUAUCUACCGUGGUGUUAUUACGUCCUGAGCUAAUUGUCAACUCUGACUGGAUUGCGACAUGCCUCGCCACUGGGAUCGAUCCAGGUGAACUUGUAAAGGAGCAACAGGAACAACUUUUCAGAGAGAUACUCUCACAUUUUGAGGCCGGCACGAUGGCGCCACUGACGAUUUUUGAGACCGCUGCCUGUAACUCUGCAGCCACAUUGGCCUUCGUGGCGUCCGACGUUUUUACGCCAGCCUUGAUUCAUCAAUUUCGGGAAGAUCUGGACCCUGCACAAUUGGAAGCCGUGGGUCCCACCGAAGCUCUCAUUGCUAGAGCCCCUGAAGGCGCCAUUGUUGUCGACGUCCUUGGCCAGCAGACAAACGGAAUCCUUGAAAACAAGAACCAGAAAGACUAUGACGUUCUUAAAUGGGAAGAAGAGAUCCGCUCCCAGUUGGCUAAGAAGAAAGGGGCGCCUCAGAAAAAGUUGACUGCGGAUCAACAAGCCAAGGUCGACGCUCAACUUAAGCUGGAAAGUGCUACGCGGGCUCGAGUGAGGUUAAUCUCAAGCAACAUCAGAAGAGGUGCAAGGUUCAUUGAGAGCCUUGCGUACGGUCCGCCAACGGAUGCAGGGCUCUGGAUGUCUCCAGCUAUUACUGCGCUAAUGGGAUCUCUUGAAGCAGGAGCAGCACUCAUAGUCGAAGAUGAGAUCGUCUCAGCUUAUCUUGCCUGUUCGGACAAAAUCUCGGACCGCCUUGGAAACAUGCGCCUUUUUGUCGGCGUUGCUACUCUCAGAUCUCUGCGGAAUGCAAACGUUCCGGAGCAUCUCUGCGUGGAACCACUUGCAGAGCUUGGAACUCGAGUGCUAUAUAGACUGAGAUUUGCUGCCGAGCAACGUCCUUUUGACACCGCUAGCACUGCUUACGCCCUCCCUUUAAUUUUUUCCGUCCUGGAGAAUGGCAAGGUAGGGAAUGUGACGGGCGACGACGCCGAUGCACAAGUCCUCCUUGCGCUCGAAUUUCUGUCCUUCCAGAUGGGAUCCGCUGCCGAUGAACACCUUCCAAGAGGAGACAUUCUACGCCACUUGAUCAACGCAAUGCGUAAGUAUAACCAGCACUACCGCAUAAUAAGAGAUUGUCUGUUUGAGCUCUGCCGCUCAAUAUCAGAAAAUGUCACUGCCGAGGAGCGAGACAUUCUCCUAUCUGCUGUUACACUACCCGAGUCUGCUGUUCGAUCUGCGGUCCUUCAAGCGAUUCAUUCAGAAAUUGAUUUGUCUGAGAUUGACAGUUCAGUCCAUAUAUGGAUUGCUUGUCAGGAUGAAGAAGAUGAAAAUGCAGAAACUGCGCUGGCAAUUUGGGAAGAGUUCGAAUUCACUGUGUCCGAAGAAUUGGUCGAGAGUAUCCCUUCAUUUUUAUUCUCAGCGGCACGAUCGACCAGAGCGGCUGCAGCAAGAGCUCUUGCGCAGGCACUUGUCCAGGUUCCUUCAAAGACCGAUUCAGUGUUGGCAUCGCUCGAAGACUCUUACCGUACAGAAGCUCAGCCAUUGGUCCCAAAGCGGAACAAGUUCGGUAUUGUGCAAAAAGGAGAUCUAGUCGAUCAGUGGGAGAAGCGAAGCGGACUCGCUCUGGCCUUCAAGGAGCUUUCUUCCGUCCUGAGUGGCUCUGCUUUGGUUCCCUUUAUGAACUUCUUGGUUUCCAAUGGCGCCCUGUCAGAUCGUAAUGCGACAGUCCGUGCAGAAAUGGUCGAGACAGGUACGGUCUUUGUCGCAGCACGAGGGAAAGAAUGCCUGGAGCCACUUAUGGAGCUAUUCGAAAAGGUGCUCCAGAGUCCUGAUAAAGGUACCGAAGAAUCAGACUGGGUCAAUGAAGCCGUAAUCGUUCUUUAUGGGUCUCUGGCUAGGCAUCUUCCCGAUGGUGACAAGCGGACAGGGAAUGUCAUACAGAAGCUUCUUGAUACUCUCAGCACACCAUCCGAAUCCGUUCAAUAUGCUGUCGCCAAUUGCCUGCCUCCACUGGUUCGUCCUUCUUCCGUCGAUGCUGGACCUUAUAUCACUUCUCUUCUAGACCAGCUUUUCCACUCCAAGAAAUAUGCUGCUCGACGAGGAGCAGCCUACGGUCUUGCAGGCAUCGUCAAGGGUAAAGGUGUGGCUGCCUUGCGACAGCACAGGGUGAUGGUCGCGUUGCGAAGUGCGACCGAAAACAAAAAGAGCCCUGAAGAGCGACAGGGAGCAAUGAUGGCAUACGAAUUGUUGUCCUUGUUGCUCGGACGAACCUUUGAGCCAUAUAUGAUUGAGAUCCUUCCCCAGUUGCUGACAUGUUUUGGCGACCCUGUUGCAUCAGUACGAGAAGCUUGCUUGGACACUGCAAAGACGUUUUUUGCCAGCUUGAGCUCCUUUGGCGUGCGUCGCGUCCUUCCAGAGCUGCUGGAAGGAUUGAAUGAGACGCAGUGGCGAAGCAAGAAGGGAGCCUGUGACCUUCUCGGUGCCAUGGCUUACCUGGAUCCGCAACAGCUCGCUACGAGUUUGCCAGAAAUCAUACCUCCGUUGACAUCGGUCCUGACGGACAGUCAUAAAGAGGUUCGAGCCGCUGCCAACAGCAGUCUCAAGAGAUUCGGCGAAGUUAUCACAAAUCCCGAGGUCAAGAGUCUCGUCGACAUUUUACUCAAAGCACUGAGCGACCCUACCAAAUAUACGGAGGAAGCUUUGGACGGGUUGAUCAAGGUGCACUUUGUCCACUAUCUCGACGCACCAUCCCUCGCCCUUGUCGUGAGGAUCUUGGAACGCGGGCUCAAUGAUCGAUCAGCUACCAAACGCAAAGCUGCUCAGAUCAUUGGGAGUCUGGCACAUCUUACCGAGAAACGUGAUAUUGUAACUCACCUGCCGAUUCUUGUCACCGGCUUACGUCUUGCGGCUGUCGAUCCAGUACCUGCAACUCGAGCAACUGCAUCCAAAGCUCUGGGCAGCCUCGUUGAGAAACUGGGCGAGGAUGCCUUCCCCGAUCUGAUACCAAGCUUGAUGUCGUCGCUUCGUACAGAUACUGGUGCAAGCGAUCGGCUCGGAUCGGCACAGGCUCUCAGCGAAGUCCUCGCUGGCCUGGGCACUGCUCGUCUUGAAGAAACUCUGCCAUCCAUCCUACAGAAUGUCGCCAGCGCACGGCCAACCGUAAGAGAGGGAUUCAUGACUCUGUUCAUCUUCCUACCGGCAUGUUUUGGCAACAGCUUUGCUAAUUAUCUGGCUCAAAUCAUCCCAUCUAUUCUCAGCGGGUUGGCUGACGAUAUCGAAGCAAUUCGCGAAACCGCUCUCCGGGCAGGCAGGUUGCUUGUGAAGAACUUUGCAACCAAAGCCAUUGAUCUGCUGUUGCCAGAGUUACAACGCGGGUUGGCCGAUGACAGCUACCGUAUCCGUCUCAGUUCAGUCGAACUUGUUGGAGAUCUCCUCUUCAAUCUCACUGGAGUGAGUGCUCAAACAGAAGCUGACGAGGAAGGCGAAGGUGCAACACAAGCAGGACAAUCCCUGCUUGAAGUUUUGGGCGAAGAAAGACGCAAUCGGGUUUUGUCUUCUCUCUAUAUUUGCCGCUGCGAUUCUUCUGCACAGGUUCGAGCAGCUGCUAUCGCCGUGUGGAAAGCACUUGUUGCAACACCGAGGACAUUGCGCGAGUUGGUGCCGACGCUUUCUCAAAUGAUUAUUGCUCGCCUUGCCUCGUCCAACAUGGAGCACAAGUUCAUUGCAGCCAACGCUCUCGGAGAAGUAAUUCGCAAGGCUGGAGAAGGUAUUUUUGCCUCAUUGCUUCCAUCACUUGAGGAAGGCCUUCAAACUGCCACCGACCCAGAUAAACGACAAGGAAUCUGUAUCGCUUUGCGAGAGAUCGUUAGCGCUGCUUCACCCGAGUCCCUUGAAGAGCACGAAAAGAAGUUGAUUGCCAUUGUCCGAUUAGCACUGACAGAUGCCGAUCCAGAAGUCCGCGAGGCUGCUGCAGAAUCAUUCGAUUCGCUCCAACAGAUGUUUGGCAAACGAGCUGUGGACCAGGUGUUGCCGCAUCUACUGAACCUGUUGCAGAGCGACACGGAGGCUGAACAUGCAUUGUCCGCCUUGCUCACGCUGCUCACCGAAGCUACAAGAGCCAACGUUAUUCUGCCUAACUUGAUCCCGACGCUCCUCACCAACCCUAUCACUGGAUUCAAUGCUCGGGCUCUGGCUUCUUUGGCUAGAGUUGGCGGUGCAAGCAUGACUCGUAGGCUGCCUACAAUCCUGAACAGUCUUGCGGACAAUAUAGUCACAUGCAAGGACGAGCAACUUCUGGAGGAACUCAAUAAGGCAUUCGACGCGACGUUGUCUUCUAUUGACGAAUUCGAUGGCCUUAACACUGCCAUGAGCGUCAUGUUGGCUAUGACCAAGCAUGAUGAUCACAGGAGACGAGCACUCGCUGCCAAUCAUUUGGCGACGUUUUUCGCAAAUCCCGUGGUCGACUAUUCGCGGUACAAUCAGGACCUCAUUCGCGCCCUCCUGAUCUCAUUCGGCGAUAGAGACCAAGAAGUUGUCAAAGCCGCAUGGUCCGCACUGAACCAGCUGCAGUCUCAUUUGCGUAAAGAAGAAAUGGAGACACUUGUCGCCUCCACUCGACAAGUCCUCCAGCAGGCUGGAACUGCGGGAUCUGUUCUACCCGGAUUUGCGCUGCCAAAGGGUAUCCUACCUGUGUUGCAGAUCUUCCUGCAAGGCUUGAUGAACGGUACGACCGAGCAACGGGUCCAAGCUGCUACGGGCAUAUCAGACAUCAUCGAGCGGUCCAGUCCCGACGGAUUAAAACCAUUUGUAACGCAAAUCACUGGUCCGCUCAUCCGUGUUGUCGGGGAGAGAUCCAUGGAUGUCAAGGUUGCCAUUCUGUCCACUCUCAACCUGCUCCUCGAGAAAAUCCCUACUUUCUUACGUCCCUUCCUGCCUCAGCUACAGAGGACGUUCACAAAAUCCAUCGCUGAUCCAACAAGCGAUGUUCUCCGUACACGGGCAACGAAGGCAUUAAGUACGCUCAUUACGUUGACACCGCGUGUCGACCCCUUGAUCGCCGAACUCGUUACUGGUGCGAAAACCCCCGACGCCGGUGUCCGCAAUGCCAUGUUGAAAGCCCUCCAGGAAGUCGUCAGCAAGGUCGGUUCUAACAUGUCCGAUGGCUCCCGCGAGUCCAUUUUGGGACUUAUGGACAGCCAACAUGACGUCCAGGAUGAUAACAUGAUGAUGACCAACGCCCGACUCCUGGGGGCCAUGAUUAAAGUUCUUCCUGCAGAGAAAGCUGCGACUUUGAUCCAAACUCGCGUGCUCGUGCAACCGGCGACCAACGCGUCGGUGCUUGCUUUGAACGCCGUGCUCUUGGAAAGCGCACCGACUUUGAUCGACAAUCCGACCUACUCGGAAGAUACAAGAAAUGUCCUUAUCGACGGCCUCACCGGGAAGAGUGGCACUUUUGUGCAACAGAACGCUGUCCUCGCAUUGGGCAAAUAUCUCCUCUCCCUGCUUGGAACAUCCUCCGACGUCCAUAUCGAAGGAACGUGCAGACCAUUGUUUGAAGCAUUGGCCUCUACAAUCCCACCAGGAGGAGACAUCGACUCGCGCCGCCUUGCACUGGUGGUUAUCCGCACCAUCUUCCGCCACCAUGGCAAUCGCCUACGCGAGGACCAUAAGCUGCUGGCCAUCCUGGUGCCGCCGGUAUUUGCAUCGGUCAGAGACGUCGUCAUCCCCGUAAAGUUGGCAGCCGAAGCAGCAUUCUUGGAACUGUUCAACGUGGUCGACGAGGAGUCGGCCGUUUUCGACCAGUACAUGGCCUCGGAGGACGGUGGCAAGGCUCUGGGCGUGGGGCCCGCGAGGAGCAUGGGAGACUACUUCAAGCGUGUGGCGCUCAGGUUGGGAACGCAGGCAAGAGAGAGGAGGGAGGCCGAAGGCGGUGUCAAGGGCGGGCUGGGGCUGAGCUCGGACGAAGAGGAAGACGAGAGGGAGGUGUGGAGCGUGGGACGCGUCGAUCUGGGUGAAGCGGGAUUUGGCGAGGAGUGA